CCCAAAAGGAGACUGAAAAUGAAGAAAUUGCUAAAGUCUCUUGAGACUGGCGACAUCGCAAAUAUUCAGAGUCCUUAGAUAUUGUUAUCGUGACCUAAAUGUGAUCAAAUAUAUGGUGAAAUGAAUUUUGUUCCGUUCUUGUGGAUAAUUUUUAUGGUUUUCGAUACGGGUGAGCUGGGUGAAAGUUUUUAUUGUUUCCAUUGCCACCAGACUUCAAAAGAGUGCAAAAAUGGGGUGAACUUACAUAUGGUAAAUUGCAGCACAAAUAAGUGCUUUAUAUUAAAAUAUGAGACUGAAAUGCCAGGAGUAAAAGUUUUGGCAACAUUUCGAGGUUGUUACGUCCAGCCGGAGUUCGAGAUUAUGACCUCAGUGAUAACGGAAAAACACGCCGUCACCGAAAAACAUUUCCAUUUAUGUAACUACACUUUAUGUAAUAAAUGUGUGGAGAGUAGACUUAUUAGCUGUAGUAUUUGUAUUUUUCUCUUAGUACAAACGUUUUUGUUACUGUUUCGAUAAUGUUCGUAUAGAAAUAAAUAAAAUAUUUUUUUCAUG
Molecule: messenger RNA, 552 nt
Organism: Psylliodes chrysocephalus
Lineage: Eukaryota; Metazoa; Arthropoda; Insecta; Coleoptera; Chrysomelidae
Source: the annotation of a GenBank genome assembly